Messenger RNA from Pogoniulus pusillus (Red-fronted tinkerbird), 900 nucleotides. Its product is annotated as trichohyalin-like. The coding region runs from base 1 to 900 and encodes 299 amino acids. NCBI's taxonomy places the organism in Eukaryota, Metazoa, Chordata, Aves, Piciformes, Lybiidae. The transcript is spliced from 2 exons. The record is from RefSeq and is a predicted model, not a curated record.
AUGCCGCUGCGGGACACGGUGCCACGGCAGCAGAGGGACACGGUGCCACGGCAGCAGAGGGACACAGUGCCAUGGCAGCAGCGGGACACGGUGCCACGGCAUCAGCGGGACACGGUGCCACGGCAGGACACGGUGCCAUGGCAGCAGAGGGACACGGUGCCACGGAAGCAGAGGGACACGGUGCCACGGCAGGACACGGUGCCACAGCAGGACACGGUGCCACGGCAGCAGAGGGACACGGUGCCACGGCAGCAGAGGGACACGGUGCCACGGCAGCAGCGGGACACGGUGCCACGGCAGCAGAGGGACACGGUGCCACGGCAGGGCACGGUGCCACGGCAGCAGCAGGACACGGUGCCACGGCAGGACACGGUGCCACGGCAGCAGCAGGACACGGUGCCACGGCAGCAGAGGGACACGGUGCCACGGCAGGGCACGGUGCCACGGCAGCAGCGGGACACGGUGCCACGGCAGCAGCGGGACACGGUGCCACGGCAGCAGAGGGACACGGUGCCACGGCAGCAGAGGGACACGGUGCCACGGCAGCAGAGGGACACGGUGCCACGGCAGCAGCAGGACACGGUGCCACGGCAGCAGAGGGACACGGUGCCACGGCAGCAGCGGGACACGGUGCCACGGCAGCAGCGGGACACGGUGCCACGGCAGCAGCGGGACACGGUGCCACGGCAGGACACGGUGCCACGGCAGCAGAGGGACACGGUGCCACGGCAGCAGAGGGACACGGUGCCACGGCAGCAGCAGGACACGGUGCCACGGCAGCAGAGGGACACGGUGCCACGGCAGCACACGGUGCCACGGCAGCAGAGGGACACGGUGCCACGGCAGCAGAGGGACACGGUGCCACGGCAGCACACGGUGCCACCAGGAGCUCGGGGGUGA